GAUUUGGAAGGUGAAUUAGAGAAGACUAAUGAAGAGAUGAGGAAAAUGAAAGAGGAGCACGAAACGAGUCUGAAAGAACGAGAAGAACAUCUGAUGGAAGCGCAAAAGAUGAUAUCGGAAACAAGGAAUGCGUUCGAGCAGAAGCAAGAAGUGAGUUACUUCGAGCAGUGGAAUAACUGA
Anisakis simplex (herring worm) is the source of this 180-nucleotide messenger RNA. The record is from the annotation of a GenBank genome assembly. NCBI's taxonomy places the organism in Eukaryota, Metazoa, Nematoda, Chromadorea, Rhabditida, Anisakidae.